UGCAAACAUUUAAUCGUGGAGUUAAAGUCAUUUGUGAGAGAAGUACAUCAUGACUGGUCGUGGAAAAGGAGGAAAAGGAUUGGGAAAGGGAGGAGCAAAACGUCAUAGGAAAGUUCUUCGUGAUAACAUUCAGGGUAUUACUAAGCCGGCCAUUCGUCGUCUGGCUCGUCGUGGUGGAGUCAAACGUAUUUCUGGCUUGAUUUACGAAGAAACGCGAGGUGUUCUUAAAGUAUUCUUGGAAAACGUUAUCCGAGACGCAGUGACUUAUACUGAGCAUGCUAAAAGGAAAACUGUUACGGCUAUGGACGUCGUCUAUGCGUUGAAACGGCAAGGAAGAACCCUCUACGGUUUUGGUGGUUAAAGUGUCAUUCUUCACUUUUGUUCAAUAAAAACGGCCCUUUUUAGG
Molecule: messenger RNA, 406 nt
Organism: Osmia bicornis bicornis
Lineage: Eukaryota; Metazoa; Arthropoda; Insecta; Hymenoptera; Megachilidae
Product: histone H4
Exons: 1
Coding region: 50-361 (103 amino acids)
Biological process (GO): nucleosome assembly
Cellular component (GO): nucleosome
Molecular function (GO): protein heterodimerization activity; DNA binding; structural constituent of chromatin
Source: RefSeq, a predicted model, not a curated record